UAUAGGUCAUGUCCAUAAUCCUUUCUCUCGUCACACACUAUUUCGAAACUGGAUAAGCCUUUUCGUCUCAGCUCAUCUCAUCUCAUGCUACAAAACUGAAGUUACAAGGCAGAUUUCCUACCAUUUCAUGAUUUUCAUCCAUAGAUUAGAUUAGAUUAGACUCGAUCAUUCUCCCUCACAGGAAAUCAAAGAAAGAAAUGCUAUCCACACUGCAGCAGCCCCCUCGCUCCCUUUCUCGAAUCCCUCUUCACCUUAAACCCCUCCGCUCUUUCUUCACCGUUGCGUCUGCUUCAGCUUCACAGGACCAAUCCUCCCCGCCUUCAUCUCAAAUCCUCACCCUCCGCCGCGCCCUCCUCUCUCGCCAAACCACUGCCACCCAACUAGCUGAGUCCUACAUUUCCCGCCUCUCCCUCACCGAGCCCCACCUCCACUCCUUCCUCCACAUCUCCGACACCCUUUUAAGAGAUGCCCAGCUAAUCGACCGCAAGAUUGAAAAAGGAGAGGAUGUCGGCCCCCUUGCUGGGGUCCUUGUUGGGGUCAAGGACAAUAUCUGUACUGCUGACAUGCCUUCAACAGGUGGCUCCCGCAUCCUGGAGAACUACAAGGCUCCGUUCGACGCAACAGCGGUUAGGAGAGUGAAGGAGAAAGAUGGGAUUUUGAUUGGAAAGACUAAUUUGGAUGAGUUUGGCAUGGGAAGUACCACUGAAGCUUCUUCUUUCCAGGUGACUGCUAAUCCAUGGGACUUGUCUCGGGUGCCUGGUGGAUCGUCAGGCGGAUCGGCUGCAGCUGUUUCUGCUCGGCAAUGUAUGGUGUCACUUGGUAGUGAUACUGGUGGAAGUGUAAGGCAACCAGCAUCAUUUUGUGGCGUUGUUGGAUUGAAGCCAACAUACGGGCGUGUCUCCAGAUUUGGGCUCAUGGCGUAUGCAUCAUCACUUGAUGUUAUCGGAUGCUUUGGUACUUCAGUUGCUGAUACUGGCAUCCUCCUUCACGUAAUUUCUGGUCAUGAUAGAUUUGAUGCCACUAGUAGUAACCGAGAGGUUCCUGAUUUUUCGUCGCAAUUCACUUCUAUAAAUCUUGUGGAAUCGAAACCAUUGAAGGGGUUGAAGGUUGGUCUUAUCCGUGAAACUCUUGAAGAUGGUGUGGACAAUGGAGUAAAAUCUGCAAUUAGUGGUGCCGCUUCACAUCUUGAAGAACUAGGAUGUACUGUGACGGAGGUCUCAUUGCCAUCUUUCUCCCUUGGUUUACCAGCCUAUUAUAUUCUUGCUUCAUCAGAAUCAUCUUCCAACUUAUCACGUUAUGAUGGUGUCAGGUAUGGGAACCAAGUUUUUGCUGAAGAGUUAAAUGCUCUUUAUAAUGAUUCCCGAGCAAAAGGAUUUGGUCCUGAGGUCCAAAUGAGAAUCUUGAUGGGAACAUAUGCGCUCUCAGCUGGUUAUUAUGACGCAUACUACAAGCGUGCCCAACAGGUGAGGACCUUAAUUCGGAAAAGCUUCAAGGAUGCAUUAGAUGAUAAUGACAUCCUAAUUUCUCCUGUGGCGCCGUCUGCUGCAUAUAAAAUUGGUGAAAAGAAAAACGAUCCUUUGGCAAUGUAUGCAGGCGACAUUAUGACUGUCAAUGUUAACUUGGCAGGGCUACCUGCAUUGGUUUUGCCAUGUGGAUUUGUUGAAGGGGGGCCUGUAGGACUUCCUGUUGGUCUUCAAAUGAUUGGUGCAGCAUUUGAUGAGGCUAAGUUGCUCAAAGUUGGUCAUAUAUUUGAGCAGACUCUUCAAGGUUGCAGAUUUGUUCCUCCCAUAGUAGCAGAUGAUCUUGCAUAUUCCCAACAGUAAUGCUGUCUUUGCCUUUUAGGUUAUAGAAGUCAAGUUCAGAUAGAAUGCCUGAAUAACUCUCGAGUAGAACACUGUUUGGUGAACCUUAUGGUUUGACGUGAAGCAGCCUAUACAGAUCUUUCCAACCCACACAAUUGUGUUGGAGUUCGGUUGAAGCUCUUGUUAGUCAUUGUAAUUGGACUGUUCAAAUUGAAAUGAAAUUUUGGUUGUCCCCAUAA
Populus trichocarpa (black cottonwood) is the source of this 2041-nucleotide messenger RNA. Its product is annotated as glutamyl-tRNA(Gln) amidotransferase subunit A, chloroplastic/mitochondrial. Gene Ontology annotation, molecular function: glutaminyl-tRNA synthase (glutamine-hydrolyzing) activity. Gene Ontology annotation, cellular component: glutamyl-tRNA(Gln) amidotransferase complex. The coding region runs from base 198 to 1823 and encodes 541 amino acids. The record is from RefSeq and is a predicted model, not a curated record. Gene Ontology annotation, biological process: translation. Lineage: Eukaryota; Viridiplantae; Streptophyta; Magnoliopsida; Malpighiales; Salicaceae. The transcript has 10 exons.